Molecule: messenger RNA, 1882 nt
Organism: Phytophthora infestans T30-4
Lineage: Eukaryota; Oomycota; Peronosporomycetes; Peronosporales; Peronosporaceae
Product: U4/U6 small nuclear ribonucleoprotein Prp3, putative
Exons: 4
Coding region: 20-1882 (620 amino acids)
Biological process (GO): mRNA splicing, via spliceosome
Cellular component (GO): U4/U6 x U5 tri-snRNP complex
Source: RefSeq, a predicted model, not a curated record
CUCCACUCAAUUCUCGAGCAUGGCCAUGGAGCAGCAUGGCGAGGCGCCUCGGCGCAAGCGGAAGAGCAGAUUCAGCGAUGCCCCAGCGAACUCAGACGCACCAGCAUCCAAAAGACCUGCGGUGGGAUCUGGCGUAGCGCCUGCACUUGAUCCCGCGGCUCUGGCACGCGCUGCAGCGGCAAAGAUAUCGCGAGCCAUCCCCGGAUCAGCAGCCACACCAGCAGCCAUAUUGGGUGCCACAGUGGCGAACUUAGACCCGGAAGAGCUCAGCCGUAUCGAGCAGGAGAAACGGCGACGGACAGAUCAGAUCUACAAGUCGGUGCAGAGUCAAAUGAGCCACAUUAAGGAGCUGUUGCGAAAGCCCGGGGCCUCUACGGCGACCGCUGCGUCUGUUGCAGCUCAGAGCGCUCAUGCAGGCGACAGUGGGACAUUCAUGCCGGCACCGCUGCUGCUGGAUGAACAGGGACGGGAGAUCGAUGCAGCAGGAAAUGUGGUCGUCAAGAAGCCAAGCGUGGCGACUCUCAGGGCCAAUCAGGGAAGUGCCAGGGGUGGCGACGCUGUCAAGAAGAACCAGAACCCGUAUUUAUCUCAUCGUACAGUGGAAGAGAACGACAAAUUGGAGGCAGUGGAUCCCCGACUCAAGGUUACCAAGCGAGAAACACGUGCUCGUAAAACGUUUAACUUCGUUGCACAAGGCACUUACGUGAAGCAGGCAGAGCAGGUGCGCGCGCGUGAUGCUAAGAAGAUGAUGGCUGGGUUCACGUCGGGCCGUAAUCCUCGAGGAUACCAGAAGGAGUCAAUUGUGCCAGUCGAAGAAUCAACCGAGUCAACCGAGCCGACCCCGGAGGAUGGCGAGACGUCUAGCAGCAUGGAGAUUGACAGCAUGGACGUCCCGCUUAGACCAGAGAUGUCUACCCCAGAAGUCGAGUGGUGGGAUGUAGAGUACCUCCCCAAGGACAAGCGUGCUGUUGUGGACAAGUUUGGAUUUAUUAAGGCUAGAGCUCGCAAGGAGAAUCCAGAUGUGACCGUGUCCUAUGCAGACAUGAAGCUCAAGUAUUGUGGCACUGCUCACGUUGUUGAGCAUCCAGCGCGGCUCAAUUUGAUUAUCAGACACGAUAACAAACCCGUAGCGGUGCCACUCAUGCUGACUGCUGUGGAACGCAAGAAGAUUCGACGUCAGAAUCGUGCAGACCGCGAGAAGGAAAAACAGGAUAAGAUCGCACUAGGCUUAUUGCCACCUCCCGAGCCGAAGGUGAAGCUGUCGAAUAUGAUGCGUGUGUUGUCCGAGCAGGCUGUGGCAGAUCCAUCGGCCAUCGAGCGCAAGGUUCGUGAACAGAUAGCGCAGCGCGAGAAGAACCACGAGAUGCGCAACCUGGCGCGCAAACUCACACCCGAAGAGCGACGCGAGAAGAAACUCCGCAAGAUCAAGGAGGAUGCCGCUGGAGACAUCCAUGUGGCGCUCUUUAAGGUGCCGGAUCUCUCGAACCCGCAACAUCGUUUCAAGGUCGAUGUCAACGCUCAGCAGUACCAUCUCACUGGCGGCGUACUUAUCUGCAAGGAUAGCAACAUCAACAUGGUGGUGGUGGAAGGAGGCAAGAAGGCCAUUAAGCAGUACACGAAGCUUAUGAUACGGCGCAUCGACUGGAACGGAGCUCGCGAGGCAGAACACGAGUCCGACAGCGAAGACGAAGACGCGACUAAGCGUGGCAAUGGCUGUCUAUUGGUCUGGCAAGGAGUGGUGGCUCGCAAGGCGUUCAACAAUUUCCGCUUUCAGGAGUGCCGGACAUCCGUCACCGCGCGCAAAGUCAUGGAGGCCAAGAACGUCGUUCACUACUGGGACCUCGUGGAGAAAUCUGCGGAGACUGCAGAUGCCGAACCGUAA